AUGGCUCUCUUAUCAGACGUGGGCCACCAGACCCUCCAUCAGUUGAGCCAGGCAUCCAUGACUUCCAUAGCCAAACAUCUUCCCACCCGAUACAAGACUGCCCCGACAAAAGCCCAAGAGCCAUUGAUACCGUCGCCCGAUACCUUCGGCCAGCUUGAGAGUCCUGCACCUCCUGCAACUCCUGCACCGGACCCCUCCCCGCUGCUGCCGACGGUAGCAGAAUGUGCUGUUCACCUGGAGCUCCUCGAGACAUUCUACGUCCUCCGCCAGCGCAUCCUCAAGUCAGAAACACUGGAUACAGUCUUCGAUCUGAAAGAGAACCCCCGGGAAGUGACAAGGAGGGAUGGCACCAAGCUCAGGUUGAAAGACACCACGCUCUGGACCCGUCGCGAACAGAAAUGGCACAAAUACCUCGAACUGGCUGUUGUGCGAUUCCUGGCUUGGUGGAAGAGCGCACCUUGCGCGACUGCUGCUACUCGGAAUAGUCACCCGACGUUUUUAGAGGAGAGACUACCCCCGCUGGACGUCAUCAUGGUCUGGCAUGCUGCGCUGCUGAAUCCAGCAACAUUCAAAUCCCGCUACCGGGACAGCAGGGGAUACAAAUUGCAUUUUCCGUGGCGGGCCAUCCAUCAAGCCAUCGACCACGGGCCAUGGACGUAUCAGCUCCGAGCUGAAGCCUCGCAGGCAUUCAAGAAGGUCACGGGCCUCGAAGCGGACCUAUUCGCGCAAUUGGAAAGCUGGGCCUCCCUACCAACUCCCGCGAGGACAGCCCUCACAACAUUCACCGUGGGCACUCACCACGACUCCACCCUGAAUGUCCUGACCCAGGGAUCCGCAGCCCAUCAUCUCUUGCAGUGCGUGCAAACCGCCGACAGCACGCUCGCUCUUGGGCUCAGAGAAGCCAUCAUCCGGCAAACCAGCUUCGUUGACAAGAUGAACGCGCACCUCUGGAUCCGCAGCCCAGCCCUGGGCGGCACCCUGCGGCGCGCACGUUCCCGCUACGACAACUUCCUUCAACUGAUCCGCCGCCACCCCACCACCAUGAUGGUGCCGACCCUCGACAUCGACCUGGUCUGGCACACGCACCAGUGCUCGGCGGCCGAGUACAGGACCGCGAUGCUGACGCUCGCCGGCAAGUUCGUCAAUCAUGAUGAUAGCAUCGUUAAGAGCACGCUGAGCGGGGGCUUUGCGCGCACUACAGCGCUGUUCCGCGUUCACUUCGCGGCUGAGUACCCCAUCUGCGGAUGCUGGGACUGCGAGGCAUUGCUCUCGGCGCUGGUAGGAGAAGGCAGGCAACGCGAAGGAGACGCAGGAGAAGACGACAACGACGACGCCCAACAACCAGCUUUGGACACGGUGGUCGAGAAGGUCGCCGCCGACGUAGCCUACCAUAGAGCAGUGGAGCUGGCAAGGCGCGCCAAGAAGCCAUUGCCGGUCCGGGAGAGGGCGUGA
Messenger RNA from Endocarpon pusillum Z07020, 1452 nucleotides. RefSeq lists its product as uncharacterized. NCBI's taxonomy places the organism in Eukaryota, Fungi, Ascomycota, Eurotiomycetes, Verrucariales, Verrucariaceae. The record is from RefSeq and is a predicted model, not a curated record. The transcript has a single exon. Bases 1 to 1452 code for a protein of 483 amino acids.